This is a messenger RNA of Protopterus annectens (West African lungfish), 3323 nucleotides long. RefSeq names its product glial fibrillary acidic protein (gene GFAP). Lineage: Eukaryota; Metazoa; Chordata; Ceratodontiformes; Protopteridae. Gene Ontology annotation, cellular component: intermediate filament; cytoplasm; cell projection. The record is from RefSeq and is a predicted model, not a curated record. Bases 240 to 1565 code for a protein of 441 amino acids. Gene Ontology annotation, molecular function: structural constituent of cytoskeleton. The transcript has 9 exons. Gene Ontology annotation, biological process: regulation of chaperone-mediated autophagy; intermediate filament organization.
CUCAUCUCUCCCAGCCCCCACAGUCACAGCUCUUUUCAUGUCUGAAUACAUUUUAACUUUGAUUUCAGCUUGUGCUAACUGAACUGUAGAUUUUAGGACCCUGAAAUGCUCCAGGUUUACUGACUUUCAAAAAGAAAAAAAAGGAUCACUUUUGUAUAAAAGCAUUUGAACUGUUGAAAAAGUUCUGUCUGACUCAAGAACGUACCAGCAUCACCACGAGAAAUUAGCAAGGCAAAAAGAUGACUAGUAUGGAAAAAUCAAGAGUGUCUACUGUACGAAGCAGGUUUCGUCUAAGCUCUUCUCUGCCUCUGAGUAGGAUCCAUUCCCCUAGUCAUGCAUCACGAGUGUAUUCCUACAACACACGCUCUCCUGGGUUACCUGGUGUCCGCUCAUUAAUGCUACACACAGACAAGGUGGACUUUUGCCUCUCUGAUUCUGUAAAUGCAGAGUUCAAGGAGACACGGACCAAUGAAAAGGUGGAAAUGAUGGAACUGAAUGACCGCUUUGCCAGCUAUAUUGAAAAGGUCCGCUAUCUGGAGCAACAGAACAAAGUGCUACUGGCUGAGCUGACCCAGUUUAGAGAGAAGGAGCCCACUAAGAUUGGGGACAUCUAUCAGGCAGAGUUACGGGAACUCCGGCGACAGGUAGACCAACUUGGAAACUCAAAGUCUAGACUGGAAAUUGAGAGGGACAACCUAGCUGAUGACUUGGAUAACCUACGGCAAAAGUUACAAGUUGAGAUAAAUCAGCGCCUUGAAGCAGAACAUAAUCUGGUAACGUACAGACAGGAAGUUGAUGAAGCUGCAUUAGCCCAAGUGAGCCUGGAACGGAAAGUUGAAUCCCUCCAGGAGGAGAUUGACUUUUUAAAGAAAAUCCAUGAUGAGGAAAUGCAUGAGCUACAGGAACAGAUUGCCCAGAAACAAAUAUAUGUUGAGAUGGACAUUGCCAAGCCAGACCUGACUUCGGCGCUGAAAGAUAUCCGUACUCAAUAUGAAUCCUUAGCCGUCACAAACCUGCAGGAGACAGAAGAAUGGUACAAAUCAAAGUUUUCUGAUUUGACAGAUGCCGCUACUCGGAAUAGUGAUGCCCUGCGGCAGGCCAAAAAUGAAGCCAAUGAGUAUCGGCGUCAGAUACAAGCACUAACAUGUGAUUUGGAAGCUCUUAAAGGAACAAAUGACUCUUUGCAGCGCCAGAAUCGUGAAAUGGAGGCUGACUUUGCCACUGAAUCUAGAAGCUAUCAAGACACAAUUAGUCAUCUGGAGGAAGAUCUCCAUAACUUGAAGGAUGAAAUGGCUAAGCAUCUGCAGGAGUACCAAGACCUGCUGAAUGUCAAGCUGGCACUGGAUAUUGAGAUUGCCACUUACCGCAAACUACUGGAAGGAGAGGAGAGCAGAAUUAUCAUACCUGGUCAGUCAUUCACCAGUUUUCAGCUUCGAGAACAUAACCAGGAUGUGAAAUCAUCUACAGAGAUGAGCGUUAAAAGAAGCAUUGUGGUAAAGACUGUGGAAACCAGAGAUGGACAGGUGAUAAACGAAUCAACUCAAGAACGGAAGGAGACCCUGUAAUCUUCUCCACAGAAAAGCAGCGAGGCCUACCAGCAUAGUUCUAGAAGCAAGAUGUAAAUUAAUAACCUACAUGCUGCUUUACAUAGACUGAAACUAUGCCAUCCCCCACACAUGCAACAUUUCUCUCCUUAAUGAAGUACAAAAACUCAUAAGGAUACAAUUACCCAGAAAUGGAACAGUAGAAUUUAAUAAGGUACAACCUACUCAGACAUCCACAAAAAGAAGAAGAAACGUGGCUGGAGAUGGUUCUUUAAUAACGGGUGGUCUGAUUCGUCAUACAUGUUAUUAAUUAUGACAUUGUUAUGGGUCUACAUUACUUCCACAUGUGUUCUUAGUUUUUUCUCCAGCUAAUAUUGUAGAUCACCCACUCAAAUAAUUCAAGAAGGUGUUGUACUUUUUGCAGAGAUGUUUUUAACAGGCAUUUCUAUUCUACAAAAUUAGUAAAGAAAGGUACAUAAGACACAACAAUAUUUAAAGUUGCACCCUGCAAGAACCAUAUUCCAACAUCUCCUUAAGUACAAAUGUACAAACAUGGUAACCUUUGCUCAGGUUACACCAGCCAUAGAUUGUGUUACAAAUAAAUGCAUUGUCGAGCGGAAACCUGCCUCCCUGACCAUUUUAUGCCUAGGAUGGGUUAUAUGACCAGCCAGUAUAAUGCAAGGAAACAACUCAUACAAAACCAAUGAGAUUUGACCCAAGACUUCAGAAACAUGUUGUUACAGCCAGCCUUUUAAAUGUGAUAGACAUAAAUAUUUUAUGAGUUGAGCUAACCACAGGAAAUGGGUAAGAUACAGUUAUGGGCAACUUGAAUAGUAUACCAGACCAACUGCACUGACCACUCAGAUGUUGAUGAGGCCAGUUCAAGUUAUGUAUGAUAACUCUGUUUUGACCAUUAUAUUUACUAACUUCCCAAAGAAAACAUGGAAACUCAUUUACAAACUUUAUCUUUAAAGGAGUAUAUUAAUGGUAUUUCUAUAUAUAUUUUUUAUUUUAGUAAUAAAUCAUUUGAAAUGGGGAAUAGGUUUGGCAUAAUGGUUAAGGUCUUCACCUCAGAGACACAAGAUACAAAGUUUGAUUCUAACCUUCGGUUAUUGGCAAGGCUUCAAAUGGUGCUUCAGGCAAUUAGCCUAGUAUUCACCUGAGAAAUUAACAUUACCUAUGAAAUGAAAUGCUGUCUUUCUUAACCCUAAUAUAAUUUUAGAAAUGACUCAGUUACGUAGUUGUUUGUUCUAAGUGUGUUUUUUAUUCCACAUUCCUAACAAGAACUUAUGCCUGGUAUAUGCAUUGAUCACACACACACACACACACACACACACACACACACACACACACACACACACACACACACACCUCUCUUUUCCAUAAAAGAAAAUGCAUAUGGAAUCUUCUCUUUCUUUUAGACUUCAUAGUACAGCUGACCAUCAUGUACACAGAAUAACCAAAAGGAUAUAUUUCCUGUGUAACACAAUUCCAAAUUACGACUAAUGUAACACAUUACCAGUUUAGCAUGUUCAAUUUAGAAUUAUAGCAAUACCCAUAUAAAGGUUAAUAUAUAGUGGUGGAAAUGAGUGAGAUUUUUACUAAAUAGCUUUUGUAGAAGAUGUUAAUUUGAUUAAGUCUGGAAUUUGAUUGUUUUGUUACCAGCACUGAACAAACCAGAUGCAUUUAUUCAUCAAAAUAACCAUACCUGUUGGCCAAGCAAAAAUGAUUUUCUAAUUCAUGUAUGCCAAUAAAGAUUUGCAAAGCUUUUACACAUGA